Messenger RNA from Naegleria gruberi, 2286 nucleotides. RefSeq lists its product as uncharacterized. Lineage: Eukaryota; Heterolobosea; Eutetramitea; Acrasida; Naegleriidae. Bases 1 to 2286 code for a protein of 761 amino acids. The transcript has 3 exons. The record is from RefSeq and is a predicted model, not a curated record. Gene Ontology annotation, molecular function: nucleotidyltransferase activity.
AUGCUCAACAUCUCUGUCGAGGAAAUUGUUCAUCACUUGAAUGAACACCUUCAAAAAGCCUAUGAAUCAUCACCGAAAUUGGAACAAUAUGAAAAUCCACGAAUUGUUCAACAAGAUGAUAUUCUACUUGUAGGAGUUUACGGAUCACAUAUUUAUGGAUUGGCAACUGAACAAUCAGACUUGGAUAUUUUCAUAAUUGCAUCGGAAGGGUUGGAUGGUGAAUUGGCCAAGUUGAGAGAGUUGAUUCCGAACAAGCAGGAUUAUUCAUAUCAAGUAACUGAAUUGCAAAUUAAUGGAAAACAAGUUGAUUUUUCAAUUUAUUCGGAAAAGUUAUUUAGAGAAUUAUUGAUGAGAUUUAUUUUGGAUAGUUUUGAAUUUUACUCGAUUUUAAUGAUGAGAAGAGAGUGGAUGGUUCAUGUGAAUGAAGAGUUUGCUCAGCAAAUUAAGGAAUAUGUGGAGAAUAAUGUUGUGAAUUCUGCUGAGAGAGCUCUCAAUCUAAGAAAGGCAAUUUCCAGAGAAUCAGAUCACUCAUUUGUGAAAGGAAAGAACAAGAUUGUAAAGGAAUUCAAAGUUUAUAAGGGAAUCAAAGCCAUGUUUCAUUCAUUGAGAACUGUAGUAUUUGGCAUUCAAAUUGCAAAACACAACCAAGUCAUUGAUUUCUCCAAAGCAAACGAAUAUUGGAAAGAAUUUGAAUUGUUCUACAGGGAAAAGAUUGAAUCUCAAUUGAAUGUUGAACCAAUAGAUUAUGAAAAGAUUUGGCUCACACUACCCAUCUGUUUGAUGGUUUUGUGUCUUUGUUUUAUUGGAAACACAAGUGCACGUUCCAUUGCCAUCAAGAAUAGAGCUGGAGGAGAUUUGACACUUGUAAUUGAUUUUGGAAAGGGAAAAGAUUCAUCUUCUUCAUCAUCUGAAAAGAAAAAACAAGAAUUACCAGCAGUGGACGAAACUACAAAGAAAGUUAUUGACAAAGUCCAAGAUGUGAUCAGUAGUAGUGAAGAGAAGCAAAUUGCCGAAUCCUUGUUGACAUUUGCUAAUGAAAUUAGACAGAUGGAAAAACUAAUUCCAGGAUCAAACUCUGAGCAAAAACUUGUUAAACAAGAACUUUUGGCCAUUAUUAAUGAAUUCACAAAGGAAUCUGAGAAACCUUCUGCCUUCAUCUUGAAAUCUUCCCUUGAAAUGGUUGCUGAUGCCAAGAAGAAGAAAACAGAGCAACAACAAGCUGAACCUGGUUCAGUAUCCUCUGGAGCUCAAUCUCUCUUUAUUCAAGCUGGUAUUAGUGUAUUGAACGAUGCCAUGAAUUUUGUUGAUGGAAUUGGAACAUAUUCCACCAAAAUGUCAAGUGUUGGUAAUUGGAUUAGUGGAAAGCUUGCAACCAAGUUGGAUUCCUGGGGAUUAAAAUCUGUAGCUCAAUUCGCUAAAAACACUGGUAAAUCCAUUGAUGGAUUAGCUAAGAAAGUAGCUCCAUAUGAACAAAAAUUGGCCAAAGCAAUUGCUCCUGUUGUUAAAUCGAAAACUUUCCAAUCCAUCAAGAGAGUUGUCAAUGUUGUUGGUGGUGCAAUCAGUAUCAAGAAUGGUUUGAAACAUCUUGGAAUGUUACCUAAACAAUUACCAAAAGCUUUCAACAAGUUGAAAUCCACACUUACCAAGGCAGCUGCACCAAUUAAGACUAAAGCAGCUUCCUUGAUUAAAAAGGUCACUAAAUCUGGAGCUGCCGUCAAGAAGGCCAACAGUGCCAAGAAAGCUGCCAAAGCUGCAAAAGAUGCUAAGAAAGCUACCAAGGCCGCCAAGAAAGCUGCCAAGACUGCUAAGCAACCAGGAAAAUUGGCAAAGGCCUUUGGAAAAGCUAAAGCUGUUAAGGAUGUUAAGGAUGGUUUUGGUGAUAUGAAGAGUGGCUUGUUUGGAGAAGGAAAACCAAAGAAAUCUCAAACUAACAACAAGAAACAAACUGCCAAUAAUAGAAGAACAACAAAUAAUCAAACUAAUAACAGAAGAACUGCCAACAAUCAAACUGCCAACAGAAGAACUGCAAAUAAUCAAAGAGGAAAUACCAGAAACUCUUCCACUAGAACUAAUAGUAGUAGAAGAAGUACUUCAUCUUCAAGAAGCUCACCUACAAGAAACAGUACUAACAAUAGAGGAAGACAAACAACUAGUAGAACUAGCUCAACCAGUAGAAGAACAUCAUCACCAAGUGGAAGACAAUCAAGCAGUAGAAGUAGCAGCUCUUCAAGAGGGUCCUCUGGCGGAAGUCGAUCAUCAGGUGGUAGCAAAGGAGGAAGAAGAUAA